AUGUUCCAUAGCAACACUCAGGGACUUGUCCACUUGCCUGGAAAGCCCGCGCCCGCCGGCGAGGCACAGCUCCCACGGGGAGAAUGUGCCUUUAUCCUCCCGUCGUCUGAGACCAAUGGCGCUCGCCAGCGCUGCCAAUGUCGGAGCUUCUUUCCAGAUUCCGUUAUCCGCUCCCGCUGUGGGUGCGGGCACCAGGCUUGGAUCCAUGAGGCACAGCCACCAUCGACUGUGUCAAUGGACGCAUACAUUGAGGCGGUAGAGCAGAUGAAGCGGCUGAAGCACGAGGUCAAGCGCUUCGAGACGCUGGAACAACAUCUAAAGCAGGAGCUAUUCAGGGAGAGGCUGGCACGGGAAGAGCUGAUGAGGACGAACACUGCCGUCCAGGCACGCAUGUACGAAAACAUGCAGCUGCUGAAGCUCUCUAUGGAUGACAAGGUGGAGGCUGUAGUCGACCGCACAACGGAGCUCAGCGAUCAGAUCAAGGUUCAGGGUGAGCGCCUGAUCAUGGUGGACGAGUUUAGCAUGGAGCUGGAGAAUAGGGUCGAUCGGGUCGAGCAGCUGAAUGGCCUGUCGAGAGACGCAACACCCGUUUCUUCAACGCCGAAAGCGCAUCUGUCACCCCGCCCCACCCCACCUGUUCCACAGUUGCCACUAUUGAUGCAAUCACCACACACCCUCGGCCAGCUGCCCAUCCGAACUGAUAAGAAGUACCCCCUGUCGUGGAACGUCCGCGUCAUCUUCGUGCCCCGCAAGUCACAGAGGUACGCCUUCGACCCUGAUAGCAACGCCUACCGACGAUGUGCAUCACGCAAGCUUCAGCAAAACCUCGAGUUUCCGAGCCAGGACAGCUCCUGUUUCACUAACCGCAUUGAGACAGCCUUCAAGGGCUUGUUUCGCGGCAGACCAUGGAUGCCCAUGACGGGCCAUCGUCCCCUCGACGAGCCAUUUGGCCGCAUGGCCCUCAUGCUUCUACCGCCAGACCUGAUUCACCGUGACGUCUGGGACUACCCUUUUCUUGAAGACCACUGCAUUGCGCAUGACAAGAUGCAAGGCGACGUUCUCUACAUCACCCUGCAAUACGAGGACGUCACUUGGAACGAGAUUCGAUUCCUACCUUCAGUGACUGGUGUUGACGACAGUUGCUGGGAACACGACGAGGAGCUCGACGGCACCGCCAAAUACAAGAGCUUGGACUCAGAGAUUAUGUACGAUUACCAGGAUCCUCCUCCUACUUAUUCAUCUCGAACUCACUCGAUGGCGACUAGGACGCCUUCGGGACUGGAUGUCCUCGCUAAUUCAGCUGCUAUGCUGAGUCCCAUCGAGCGUACCCAAACCGUUUCGUCUUCCUACUCUUCUAGGCUGAGUUCUCUGAGCCCCCUACAGCGUGCGCCAACUCAAUCGUCAAGUCACUCCAGCAACCCGCGCUUCUCUUCCGAGCGCAGCAGCCUUCGCAGCUUUGACACCGAAACCGAUGAUGAGCACCGCGACAAGAAACCCAAGCUGCGAGCAAAGCAAAGCAUGCCCAACGUCAACGAUGGUCCCCAUGCCAAGCAGCCCAUGUACAUUUCGGGGCGCUCCAAGCGAAAGAUGCCAGUCCGGGAGAAGGGUAUUAAAGAGCCCCUGCAUUUCAACGUCGCUGGUGUCGCCAAAGGCGGUCUCAACUUUCUGCAUCCUCGCUCCUCAAAGGGUAAAGAAGCCGUGCACAACCCAUGA
Messenger RNA from Pyrenophora tritici-repentis Pt-1C-BFP, 1713 nucleotides. RefSeq lists its product as uncharacterized. The record is from RefSeq and is a predicted model, not a curated record. Lineage: Eukaryota; Fungi; Ascomycota; Dothideomycetes; Pleosporales; Pleosporaceae.